UUCAAGUCCUUUACUAUAAACACUGGUGUGUGCCGUGAAAAACCUUUAAACAAAUAUAUAAAAAUGGGGUUGUUCUUGUUGUCUCUUGUUUUGUCAACACAACUUCUUCCUCUUCUUCUUUAUUCGCUCUUCUCAUUGACCAUUAUUGCAAAUGGUUCACCUUCCCUUCAUCAUCAUCAUGCAUGUCAUGAAGAUGAAAGCCGUAUCUUGUUGCAAUUUAAGCAAAGCUUUGUGAUUACUGAGUAUGCUUCUUACAAUCCUCUGAGUCAUCCCAAAACAACUUCUUGGAUUCCAACCACAGAUUGCUGCUCAUGGCAUGGCGUCGAAUGCGACGAGCUGACAGGUCAUGUGAUUGGCAUUGAUCUUAGCAGCAGCCAACUCUAUGGUUCCUUGGAUGCCAAUAGUAGUCUUUUUUCACUUGUGCACCUUCAACAUCUUGAUCUUUCUGACAACGAUUUCAAUCACUCUCAGAUUCCAUCAAGGAUAGGUGAGUUUUCGCAACUAACAUAUCUAAAUCUUGCACAACCCGGUGAAAACACAUUCUUUGGUGAAGUCCCACCUCAAGUUUCGCAUUUGCGCAACCUGAUGAUUCUUGAUUUGCGCAGUUAUUUUGAGUAUAUUCCUCCAACUCCAAUCAACAAGUUGCAACUUAAGAUAUCCACUCUAAGAAGCUUGAUUCAAAAUGCAACUAGUCUUGAAGUUCUCCGUCUUAAUUUUGUGACCAUUUCAUCUUCUAUACCUGAUAUGCUCACAAAUCUUACAUCUUUGCGAAAACUUGAGCUUUUAGGAUGUGAGCUAUAUGGUGAAUUCCCAAUCCACAAAUUUUUCAAGCUAAAAAAGCUAAAUGUUCUUGGCUUAUCCGGAAACAAAUUAUCUUUGCUCCCAGGGAUAAGUUCGUCCAAUGAAACUCUUCCUCCAAUUCAAGCAUUGGGAUUGAGAUCAUGUAAUUUGCAUGGCGAAAUUCCCUCUUGGAUAAUGAACCUAACCAAUUUGGCAUACUUAGACCUUGACUAUAAUAAUCUUCAAGGCCAAAUUCCUCACUCUCUUUUUAGACUAGCCGAUCUUGAAAUUCUUUCUUUAAGCUUCAAUUCAUUUCAAGGACAGAUAGAACUUGACAUGUUUCUGAAGUUGAAAAGGCUUACUAGUCUUGAUUUGUCUCUCAACAAAUUGACCUUACUCAAUAAAAAAGGUUCUUAUUCCAAUGUAACCAUUCCUCCACUUCAGGAGUUAUAUUUGAUUUCAUGCAAUUUAAGCGGGGAAUUUCCAUCUUGGAUAAUGAACCUAACUGGUUUACAUGAACUCAAUCUUCAACAAAACAACCUUCGAGGUGAAAUUCCCCACUCUCUUUUUACACUAGAGAAUCUUACAUUUCUUUCUUUAGACAACAAUGUGUUGGAAGGAGAGUUAGACCUUGAUAUGUUUUUGAAGCUCAAAAUGCUUACUUAUCUUGGGUUGUCAUUCAACAAACUCACUCUGUUCCCUGGAAAAGGUUCUAAGAAUGUGACCCUUCCUCCAUUAGAAGCUUUAUCCUUAGCUUCAUGCAAUUUGGUGGAGUUCCCCCCUUUUAUUCAAGAACUGGAUCAGUUGGGAAGUGUUGAUGUGGAAAAGAAUGAUAUAAAAUCAAUACCCAGUUGGAUGUGGAGAAAAAGAAAUCUCCAGAGUUUGUUUGCUUCUGGCAAUUCAUUGACAGGAAGAAUAUCCCCAUUGAUUUGCAAUUUGAAAUCACUUGUGAUUCUUGAUUUUUCCUAUAAUAACUUAAGUGGUGUGAUUCCUUCAUGCUUGGGAAGCUUUAGCCAAUCUCUUCAAGCUUUGAUGCUCCAAGGAAACAAAUUGGUUGGCCCCAUUCCUCAAACAUAUAUGGCUGGGAGUAACCUGAAGAUGAUUGAUUUCAGCAAUAAUACCUUGAAAGGUAAGCUACCAAGAGCUUUGGUCAAUUGUAAAAGGCUAGAAUUUCUCGAUGUGAGCCAUAACCGAAUCAAUGAUUGCUUUCCUUAUUGGCUGAGCACUCUUCCAGAGUUGAAAGUUAUUGCUUUACGAUCUAAUGAAUUUCAUGGAGCUAUAAUGUGCCCGACAAGAUGCACAUUUCCCAAGCUUCAUAUCAUUGAUCUUUCUCACAAUGAAUUCUCUGGAAAUCUGGCUCCAGAAAUAAUUAAGAAUUGGAAAUCCAUGACAGCUUCCAACAUAAGUCAACUACAAUAUGAGGACAGCACUAUUCAAUUUCCAAAUCAGUAUUGGUUUAGAGACAUUUCCUAUUCAUUCACAAUGUCUAACAAAGGGGUUGUUAUGGAUUAUCAGGAGCUUCAACAGGACUUCUAUUUUAUGAUAGCCAUUGAUCUUUCAAGCAACAAACUCUUUGGAGAAAUUCCAAAUGUCAUGGGGGAUUUGACAUGUCUUGUUUUGCUCAACUUGUCAAAUAACAUGCUUUCUGGCAACAUUCCAUCAUCCUUUGGGAAGCUUUCUAAUCUUGAAGCAUUGGAUCUUUCUCGCAAUCGCCUCUCAGGACAAAUUCCUCAACAGUUAACAGAACUCACAUUUCUGGAGUUCUUUAACGUGUCCUUCAACAAUCUCUCAGGUCCAAUUCCAGAAAGUAAGCAAUUCAACACAUUUGAAAACAAUUCGUUCAUGGGAAACCGAGGCCUUUGUGGGAUGCAGGUGUCCAGAAACUGUGAUCAUGCUAAGCCUCCACCAGUUACAUUUGAUGGUGAUCAAGAUUCCGAAUCAGAAUCUUUCUUCAACUGGAAAAUAAUUUUGAUUGGCUAUGGUGGUGGACUUGUUGCUGGGCUAGCAUUGGGAAGUGCUUUCAGCCAAGACAUAUUUAUGUGCUUGAAGAGGGUGUUUUGAGUCAAAAUCAAGAAACAGGAAUUCCUACCAUGCAUUGGUGUUAGUGCAGGCAUAGUUGGAUGGAUGAAGAGUACUGUUUGUUGUCUAAAAUCUAGAAACUAGAGCUUAUAGUUAAUAAGAGUAUGAACUCAAUUUCCUUUACGUUUAUACUUUCAAGUUACUGUUGUGUCUUUUUUAGUUAAUACAAUUGUGUUUAGCAAGUGUGA
Arachis stenosperma is the source of this 3047-nucleotide messenger RNA. Its product is annotated as receptor-like protein 6. Gene Ontology annotation, molecular function: protein binding. The transcript has a single exon. Lineage: Eukaryota; Viridiplantae; Streptophyta; Magnoliopsida; Fabales; Fabaceae. The record is from RefSeq and is a predicted model, not a curated record. Bases 64 to 2841 code for a protein of 925 amino acids.